AAUAAUAAACAAAAAUAAAAUAAAAAUAAUUAUACAUAAUGGCAUCAAAUCAUCAUAAUAUAAAAUGAUGUGUGUUUAUAUUUGAACCCGCAAAUUCCUAUUUAUAUGCCACUAUUUUAAAUUUCAGGCAGAAGGUAAGAUUUAAUGCUUUUUUGAAGUCAAAUUUUGGAUAGCAUGAAUUAAUUUGAAUCUGUGUUCUUUCUAUUCACUUGAUCUCCUGUUAAUUUGACUAUUGCAGUUAUUUGAUAAAAAUAAGAAAAGGAAGUUAGGUUUCAACCUACAAUGAAUAAAGGAGCAAAUGUUGGAGGAGGCGGACCAACUGCCGCCGCGGCCGCCGCCGCAGCUCAAAAGCAGAAGAGCUUACUGCAGAGGGUGGAUGCUGAUAUUGGGAAUAUUGUUGACAAUUAUGGCUUCAUUGUUAACGCUGCACGGGUCAAUGAUCCACCAGUGCGAAAUUCGCAAGAAGCAUUUAUGAUGGAGAUGCGUGCAUCUAGGAUGGUCCACGCAGCUGAUUCACUGCUUAAGUUGGUGUCGGAGUUGAAGCAAACAGCUAUGUUUUCAGGAUUUGCAUCUCUAAAUGAUCAUGUGGAGCAGAGAACAGAAGAAUUUACCAAACAGGCUGAGAAAACAGAAUGCAUGUUAUCCAGAAUUGGAGAGGAGGCAGCUGCUAGCCUUAAGGAGCUUGAGUCGCACUAUUAUUCUUCUGCAGAAAGAACCAGUAGUCUGCCUUCUUACAGCCAAGAAACAAUGCCCUAAACAUGGCUACAAUCGUUUUUUUCUUUCCCAUUGGUUUUCCCUCUCCCUCCUCUUGCUAAUUAUAUUUGUCUACCUUGAAGGUAAUACAUACUAUGAGGUUACUGGACAAACAAUCUAAUGAUCAGAAAUCCAAAUUAGUCCCAACUGACUA
Solanum verrucosum is the source of this 907-nucleotide messenger RNA. RefSeq names its product mediator of RNA polymerase II transcription subunit 22a-like. The transcript is spliced from 3 exons. Gene Ontology annotation, cellular component: mediator complex. NCBI's taxonomy places the organism in Eukaryota, Viridiplantae, Streptophyta, Magnoliopsida, Solanales, Solanaceae. The record is from RefSeq and is a predicted model, not a curated record. Gene Ontology annotation, biological process: regulation of transcription by RNA polymerase II. Bases 283 to 756 code for a protein of 157 amino acids. Gene Ontology annotation, molecular function: transcription coregulator activity.